AUGAUCACUGAAGCAACCCUCAACUCUUUGCAUGGUGUUGAUGCCCUCACACUUCGCGGGCCCUUCACAUUGUUCUCCCUCAAUGGCUCAUACUUAUACAACAACCACUAUGCCCUUAACCCUGGAGCCACCCCUGCCCCUCCCUUAUCCUUUAGGAUCAGCUUUUCCACCUGUCAAGGGCAAGUCUUUGGUGGUGCCAUUGGCGGUAGAGUCAUUGCCAGCAAUGAUGCCAGCCAAACAAUUUGCACCUUCAAGAACCCGAUGAUGUACGCUUCAAGAGACAAAGAAAUGGAUGAGGGUGACGAUAAUAAAAACAACAAUUAUAACAAUAACUCUAAAUAUUUUAAUGGGAGUGAUGAGUUGUCGGGGUUCAACAUGAUUAGUUGUGGAGCCCGUGGGUGGUGA
Messenger RNA from Glycine soja, 405 nucleotides. RefSeq lists its product as uncharacterized. Gene Ontology annotation, cellular component: nucleus. The record is from RefSeq and is a predicted model, not a curated record. Gene Ontology annotation, molecular function: DNA-binding transcription factor activity; minor groove of adenine-thymine-rich DNA binding. NCBI's taxonomy places the organism in Eukaryota, Viridiplantae, Streptophyta, Magnoliopsida, Fabales, Fabaceae. The transcript has a single exon. Bases 1 to 405 code for a protein of 134 amino acids.